Molecule: messenger RNA, 474 nt
Organism: Gongylonema pulchrum
Lineage: Eukaryota; Metazoa; Nematoda; Chromadorea; Rhabditida; Gongylonematidae
Source: the annotation of a GenBank genome assembly
CUGAUGGCCGGCCAAGAAGCUCACGUGUACAAAUAUGCGGACAGAUCACAGCUCUUCUAUCAGUGCCAGAUUAGUAUCACAAUCAAAGAACCAAAUGCUGAAUGCGCUCGGCCACAGUGCUCGGAGCCACAAGGAUUUGGAGCGGUCAAGACCGGAGGUGCUGCCGCAAAGCCUGCUGCUGCUGCUCAACUACGUCUGCUCAAAAAGAGGGCUGCCGAACCGGAAAAUACUGUUGAUGUGCGAACUGAUAUCAGCGCACUUGAAAUCAGCGACGAUAGCCAAGCUCUGCCAGUAGAUUUGCGUCACCGCGCUCGUCUGCGUCACGCUGGACAACCGGUUGUUUUGGCCACGGUGCAGGAUGGAAUUUGCAUGUCACCGUUUGGUUUCUCGAUGUUCAUGGGCCUCGGUGUUGCACUGGUUGCUGCUACAAUCGUCAUCGUUUCUUUCAAACUUCGUCCAAUACAGAAAGCAUGA